This is a messenger RNA of Dothidotthia symphoricarpi CBS 119687, 963 nucleotides long. Its product is annotated as HET-domain-containing protein. NCBI's taxonomy places the organism in Eukaryota, Fungi, Ascomycota, Dothideomycetes, Pleosporales, Dothidotthiaceae. The record is from RefSeq and is a predicted model, not a curated record. The transcript has a single exon. The annotation marks the transcript as partial.
AUGGACGAUUUCAAACAUAAACCGAUAAAUCUUGAAGAGGAUUCAUUUCGCAUCAUUCGUCUUUUCAAGGGCAAGAAUGAACCCAUUUCGUGCGAGUUGAUCCAUGCAAGACUUCAUGAUGUAAAAGAUUUAAUAGAGUAUGAAGCUCUAUCUUAUACAUGGGGAGAUACAUGUAAUCAACACAUCAUAAAAGUCGACGAGAAGGAGAUGUUAGUCACAGAAAACUUGUUCCUGGCGUUAUUACAUCUGCGGUAUGAAUACGAAGAUCGGAUCUUAUGGAUUGACGCAAUUUCUAUUGACCAAAACAACGUCAAAGAGCGAGGACAUCAGGUACGACAGAUGGGAUCUAUCUAUGGACAUGCUGAACGAGUUGUUAUCUGGUUGGGUCCAGCAACUCUUGCAACCGACGUGGUCAUGAGCUCAAUGCAACUACUGGCGAGGGAGGCAAACAAACACGCAUGCCGCCGAUGGGAAGUUUCAGAUAAGCGGUGGUACAAGCUUUGGUCAAUAGGACAACCAUUAUCGCCAGACAGCUUUCAUGAAGGCUUCAUAAUUCAACAACGUGAGGGUAUGGAUACCCUCUUAAGCCGACCAUGGUUCAAAAGAGUUUGGAUCAUACAGGAAGUCGCCAACGCACGAUCAGCCAAAGUGGUGUGUGGCACCAAAUCCAUCUCAACACACAUCUUCGCAAUCUAUCCGUCGUUGUUAGAUGUAGAACCAGAAUCACACUGCCAAGCUAUCCUGGAUAUAAUGCCAGGGCCUGCACGAAACUCCUCUUGGUGGAUCGAAAACCGAAGUCUUCAUACACUAUUGCUCAAGUUUCGUGGAAGCGAGGCGACUGAUCCAAGAGACAUCGUCUAUGCAUUGAUUGGCAUGUCGUCAGAUGGAUCCAGUACUGACAAACUGGUACCGGACUACGACAAGUCUAUGGAGGAAGUUGUUCGCGACACUGUUGCGUUCCUA